GGGGCGCAUGUGAGUCCCCUCUCCACACACACACACACACACACACACAGUCACUCGGCGCUCCGCUCCGCUAAAGAUGUGAAAAUGGCGGAGCUACAAAUGCUUCUGGAAGAGGAGAUCCCAGCAGGACGAAGCGCACUAUUAGACAGUUUCACCAAUUUGGAAAGAGUCGCGGAGUACUGCGAGAGCAACUAUGUCCAGUCUCCAGACAAGCAGAGAGCGCUGGAGGAGACCAAGAACUACACCACCCAGUCUCUGGCCAGCGUAGCCUACCUGAUCAACACGCUGGCCAACAAUGUCCUGCAGAUGCUCGACAUCCAGGCGUCGCAGCUCCGCCGCAUGGAGUCCUCCAUCAACCACAUCUCACAGACGGUGGACAUCCACAAAGAGAAGGUCGCCCGGCGGGAGAUUGGCAUCCUCACCACCAACAAGAACACAUCCCGCACACACAAGAUCAUCGCCCCGGCCAAUCCCGAGAGGCCUGUGCGCUACAUUCGCAAGCCCAUCGACUACAGCAUGCUUGACGACAUGGGCCACGGAGUCAAGUGGUUGCAAAGGUUUAAGGCCAGCGCUCAGAACAUGAAGGCAGGAGGAGGAGGUGGACUCCCUCGCACCAACCCCCCUACACAGAAGCCCCCCAGCCCACCCAUGUCGGGGAAAGGCACCCUUGGGCGCCACUCCCCCUAUAGGACGCUUGAGCCGGUGCGUCCACCCGUUGUCCCUAACGACUACGUCUCGAGCCCGACGCGCAACAUGGCGCACCCCCAGCAGAGCCCUGCACGCACUGCAUCCGUUAAUCAGAGGAAUCGCACGUACAGCAGUGGGAGCAGCGGAGGCAGCCACCCCAGCAGCAGCCGCAGCAGCAGCCGAGAGAACAGCGGCAGUGGCAGCGUGGGAGUGCCCAUCGCCGUGCCGACUCCAGCCCCGCCCAACGCCUUCCCAGUUUCAGUCCCCGCCCCAUCCAACCCAGCUAAACCUACCCCCAACACUGCUACCACACCUGGACCCCCCACUUCUGCCCUAGACGGCCCCCCACAGCCCCCUAACCCCCCUGUAGAGAUCCCGCCUGUACCCCCGCCCCCUCCCCAGCUCCCUGCCUCUGCGGCCCCCACCGGCACAGGCCCCACUCCUUACGGCAACCCCGCACAAGGUGCUCCCCAGUUCUACAGCAUGAACCGCCCGGCACAGCCGCCCCAGAACCAGCAGGUGGGAGGCUCGCUGCCGUACCGCCGACCCUCGUCGGUCACCGGUCAGCCCAACGUGGCCCACAACCAGAGCCAGCUCAACGGUGGACCGCACUUUGCCCAGAACCAAGCCGGCCCGCUCGCGCCCCCUCCCCCCUCCAUGCAGAUCACCCCUCAGCUGCCUCUGAUGGGCUUUGUGGCCCGAGUUCAGGAGACCAUCUCAGACGUGCCGCCUCCGCCUCCACCCGCAGAGGAGCCGGUGUUUGAGGAGCCCACACCACCUCCUCCUCCGCCGGAGGACUACGAGGACGAUGAGGAUGAAGAAGAGUCGGCGGUGGUGGAGUACAGCGACCCGUAUGCCGAAGAGGACCCGCCGUGGGCUCCACGCAGCUACCUGGAGAAAGUGGUCGCCAUCUACGACUACGCUCGCGACAAGGAGGACGAGCUGUCAUUCCAGGAAGGCGCCAUCAUCUACGUGAUCAAGAAGAACGACGACGGCUGGUACGAGGGUGUGAUGAACGGGACCACGGGCCUUUUCCCUGGCAACUACGUCGAGUCCAUCAUGCACUACGCCGACUGAACAAUCCCCUCCAACUCUGAGCGGAUGAGGGAGGAGCAUUUUGAUGGGGAAGGGAAAGGGGAGGGGAGGGUUAAAGGUCAAAGACUUUGAUCAGACAGAGCAUGAUCACCUCUGGGCGAAAAGAGAGAGAAGAGGAAGCAGUUUUUAAAGAAGUUGACAAACUGAUGCCCAGUCGCUCUCUCGACAUAGGCGCCAUUGUAAAACAACCACUACUCUAGAUAUAUCCUUCCCUGUAAUAUUUCUUUCUUUUCUUUAUUUGACUGAGGAGAACCGAGCGGUGAUGGAUUUGUUCAGUUUUUUUGUUACAUUACGAGGCCACUACAUUGAUUUUGAUUUUGCUUCUUUUUAUUUUUGCUUUGUGUUACCAAUUUGCCCUUAUUUUAACAAUAUUUAUUUGGAUUUAGUAGUGGGAUAAAUGGUGGAGCAGGUAGACGGAGGCCGCCGAGAGCGUUUCCGUCUCGGAGAAAGGGCUGGAGGAGAUUGCCUUCAUGUGUAGAUUUUUCUCCUUAACACUCCAGAGACAUUUUAGAGAGAAAUACUAAAGUAUAAUGCAACAACAAUAUCCUCAGCAGGGGGGUGGGGGUGGGGGGGACAAACAAACACUAGUUUCCGUACUUGACAAAGUAUUUGGUUAGGUACCUCAGCGGGGUGGGGGAGUGUGCCAAAGCUGACAUUCGCUAGGAUAAGCACAUCAAAUGUCUUAAGGUGAAACACGAAAGCUAGAGAUAAAAAGUGGGUCCGAGAAGACGUCUGAAAGGAAAGGAAACGGAAAGUUAAUUAGAUUUUUUUCACGCCACACAACCUGGAUCACGUCCAGUCACUACUAUGCGCUUCACUUUGCCGGCCAGUGUGCAUUUUUUUUAACGAGAGAAGGAAUCGUCAUCCAGCCCUUGAAUAAAGAAAGAGGGGAAAGCGAGACCCUCGACUGCACAACGACCUGGAUUUUGAAGUCUUACUCUGCAGCUCCUGUCAUGAAUAAUAGAAGAAUAUUAGCUCGACUGGAGAGGCUAAUCAUUUGCAGUGUUCAUACGCAUUCAAGACUUUCUUUUUUUUAUUUCCGGCGUUUUAUUAUUAAAGGGCCCAGAAUUGAGUUUUGCUUGCAGAGCGGCAGACUGCAUGUUUCGACGAGGAAAAAAAAAAUCUUUUCUGCUCUACUGACGAUUAAUGUCUUAAUAUUUUUAGAUAUGGUGUGGUUUGGUUUUUGAUAUUCACCCACAACAACAACGACAACUACAACGAUGCAUUUAGGUCAUUUCUAAGAUGCUUGUGCCAUAUUGAAGUGUGUGUUGCUGUCCACAGGUCAUCACUUCAUUUGCAAUAAAUUGGCCGACUCAAGCGUGGGGGGGGUGGGUGGAAGUGCCGUUGAACUACAAAUCUUUAUUUUUUCUUUUUCCCCCUGAAUUGUUUUAAAUCAAAAAGCACAUACAUUUGUAGUUUAAAAAAAAAGGUGUAGAAGAAGAAAUAUUAUAAAUGUGAGAUGUAUUAUGUCCUCAAAAAAAGGACUUAUUGAAUAUGAAAAGAAGCCAGCUGUUGUGUUGAAAUGGUUUUAACCGUCGCAAGCCCCCGAUACUUCUUAAACGCCGUCGGUUUAGGCGUCGUUCGUCCUCCGUAAAAGUUUCCAAUACGCUUGGCUGUUGGGUGUUUGCGAGGGGCUCAGUGCUUGUACUUAUGUCAGAAUCUUUAUUUUCUAUUAAAAAACAAAAAAAAAACAAAGAAAUAAUAACAAAGUGGGUCUGUAUGUGAGUCUUGCAUGCCAUUGUUCUUAUCUGUACUGGUGUCCCAAAAAAAACCUUUGUGGCGAGAUCACCCAUUCUUAAAAAGACAAGCAGCCCUGCAGCUCUGACCAGGUACCACCAGCCUCAUCCAAAGAGACUGUACAACUUAAUCCAAGCCCACGUCCGAGGAGAUCUGAGGGGAAGGAGGGGAUGGGAGGGACCCGGCUUCCUCCCUCUCCUCCUUUUUUUUAAUGACAUUAGCCGUCAUUACGUCAGUGGUGGAUAAAAAUCACAUGUAAGCUGCUAGUGAAUCCUGCGGACAGAGAACAGGCUGGGCAUGAUAGAUGUAACACUCUUCAUAACACUCAUAGGAUGUCACUAAAAAAUGAAAAUAAAAUGAAAGGCGCUUUGGUCUGCAGGAUUCACAGCUCCCUGGAGUUCACAGACGUCCCUCGGGAUGUCAAGUUUAACAGUCCAUAAUGCCAUUGUGUUGCACAGUUAAAGUUGAAUUGCAGAAGUAUCAUAUUUGUAAAAUCAUGAGAACAAAGACAAUAAAAUUAUUAAGAUUUA
Messenger RNA from Larimichthys crocea (large yellow croaker), 4049 nucleotides. RefSeq names its product abl-interactor 2b (gene abi2b). Bases 85 to 1764 code for a protein of 559 amino acids. Gene Ontology annotation, molecular function: SH3 domain binding; signaling adaptor activity. Lineage: Eukaryota; Metazoa; Chordata; Actinopteri; Sciaenidae. The record is from RefSeq and is a predicted model, not a curated record. The transcript has 12 exons. Gene Ontology annotation, cellular component: lamellipodium; SCAR complex; actin-based cell projection. Gene Ontology annotation, biological process: neuron migration.